GCUAUGAGGAAGGCUGGUGUUGCCCAUAAUAAAUCCAGCAAAGAUAUGGAGAGUCAUGUGUUUAUGAAGGCCAAAACAAGGGAGGAAUAUCUUUCUCUUGUGGCCAGACUUAUUAUCCAUUUUCGAGAUAUUCACAGUAAGAAAUCUCAAGCCUCAGUCAGUGAUCCGAUGAAUGCCCUGCAGAAUCUAACUGGAGGUCCCCCAGCAGGGGCGCCCGGAAUGGGUAUGGCUUCCCGAGCUCAAGGAGCACCGAUGAGUGGGAUGAGUGGCCUUGGCCCAAUGGGACAACAGAUGAGUCUCCCAGGGCAGCAGCAGCCUCCUGGAACCUCAGGAAUGGCCCCUCAUGGUAUGCCUGGUGUCUCUACAGCUACUCAGCAGACCCAACUUCAGCUUCAGCAGAUAGCUCAGCAGCAACAGCAGCAGCAGCAGCAAUUCCAGCAGCAGCAGGUGGCUUUGCAGCAGCAGCAAUUCCAGGCCCAGCAGUCAGCCAUGCAACAACAGUUUCAGCAGCAGCAGCAGCAACAACAGCAGUUGCAAGCCGUCCAGCAGCAGCAACAGCACAUGCUGAAACUGCAGAUGCAGCAGCAGCAGCAAAACCAACAGCAGCAGCAACAACUACAGCGAAUUGCCCAAAUGCAGCAGCUGCAGGCCGCACAGGCUAUGCAGGCACAACAGCAGCAGCAACAGCAGCAACAAAUACCACAACAACAGAUACAGCAGCAGCCACCUCAACAAGUAAUGCAACAGCAGAUGCAACAGAUGCAGCAGCAGCAGCAGCAACAGCAGCAACAACAACAACAGGUUGCUCAGGCACAACAAUCUCAACUUCCACCACAAUCCCAGCCGCAACCCCAGCCCAUGGUAUCUCAGCCACAGGCAAUCUCAGGACAAAUUCCUAGUCAGGUUAUGCCUGUUACCCUUACGCCACAGCAAUUAAAAGCAAUGCAGCUGGUCCAGCAGCAGCAGGCAGCAGCAGCAGUGCAAGCAGCUCAGGCCCAAGCUGCUCAGAUGGGAGCUUCAGGGCAGAUGAUCACCGCACCUAUGGCCCGAGGUGGGAUGCAAAUAAGACCACGGUUCCCGCCUACCACCGCUGUGUCUGCUACGCCGCCAAGCUCCAUUCCUUUGGGCGGACAGCAAAUGCCACAGGUCAGCCAGAAUAAUAUUACCAUGAUGUCAUCCCCAUCUCCUGUCCAACAAGCUCAAACGCCCCAAUCAAUGCCUCCACCACCACAGCCGCAGCCAUCUCCUCAGCCAGGCCAGCCAACUUCUCAGCCAAAUUCAAAUGUCAGCUCUGGCCCAGCUCCAUCACCCAGCAGCUUUCUCCCCAGUCCAUCUCCACAACCAUCCCAGAGCCCAGCAGCUGCACGAACACCUCAGAACUUCAGUGUCCCAUCCCCAGGUCCUUUAAACACUCCAGGAAAUCCAAAUUCUGUCAUGAGUCCAGCCAGUUCUAGCCAGUCAGAGGAGCAACAGUACCUGGAGAAACUCAAACAGCUAUCAAAAUACAUUGAGCCACUCCGGAGGAUGAUCAAUAAAAUAGAUAAAAAUGAAGAUAGGAAGAAGGACCUGAGUAAAAUGAAGAGUCUCUUGGAUAUCCUAACUGACCCUUCAAAACGGUGCCCUCUGAAGACACUGCAGAAAUGCGAAAUUGCUCUGGAGAAGCUGAAAAAUGAUAUGGCUGUGCCUACUCCACCACCUCCUCCAGUGCCCCCCACCAAACAGCAGUACUUGUGUCAGCCACUUUUGGAUGCUGUUUUGGCCAACAUCCGUUCACCAGUCUUCAACCAUUCCCUUUACCGUACAUUUAUGCCAGCUAUGACUGCGAUUCAUGGACCACCAAUUACGGCCCCAGUUGUUUCCCCUCGAAAACGGAAAUAUGAAGAGGAUGAAAGACAGACCAUACCAAAUGUCUUACAAGGGGAAGUUGCAAGAUUAAAUCCUAAAUUCCUGGUGAACCUGGACCCUUCCCACUGCAGUAAUAAUGGCACAGUUCAUCUCAUAUGCAAGCUAGAUGACAAGAAUCUUCCAACCCCCCCGCCACUACAGCUCAGCGUUCCAGCGGACUACCCAGAUCAGAGCCCUCUGUGGAUAAAAAACCCUAGACAGUAUGCAGCCAAUCCCUUUUUGCAGUCAGUGUAUCGGUACAUGACUUCAAAACUAUUGCAACUUCCAGACAAGCAUUCAGUCACGGCACUCUUAAACACCUGGGCACAAAGUAUUCGUCAGGCCUGCCUCUCUGCUGCAUAACAUCUCACUUUCUAAGUCAUGAAGUAAGAAAGAAGGUCUCAACAGCUGGCCUCUUCCACAUGCCACUUGAAAAUGACAUUUUGGGGAGGGUACUUCAGAAGAAAGAAGCCUUAUGUUGUUUUGUUUCUAGGUGUCAGGUUCAGUAGAGAACUUGAUGUUAGAUUUAGCUUUCAUGCUUUUUAUCUUCUGCCUCUGUGGACUUUUGCCAGCAUUUUCAGCUAUACAAAAUGUGUAUAUAUGGUUCUUGAGACUGUAUUAGGAUGAGUUUUUAUUGUCUUCUUAGAGAAGAAAUUAUUUGUGGACUUCCAUCAGGGAGUCUGGUAUAAGAGGGAGUAAGGAGAGAAUGUCCUAAUUUGCUUCAAAGCUUGCUCAGUGCCAGUAUUCUUUUCACACUGUAUGUUUUGUGACCUGAUACUGCCCCAGAAAUAAAUUAGCUGCAACUAGAA
Messenger RNA from Pelecanus crispus (Dalmatian pelican), 2693 nucleotides. Lineage: Eukaryota; Metazoa; Chordata; Aves; Pelecaniformes; Pelecanidae. The record is from RefSeq and is a predicted model, not a curated record.